Molecule: messenger RNA, 603 nt
Organism: Macrobrachium nipponense
Lineage: Eukaryota; Metazoa; Arthropoda; Malacostraca; Decapoda; Palaemonidae
Product: interaptin-like
Exons: 1
Coding region: 1-603 (200 amino acids)
Source: RefSeq, a predicted model, not a curated record
AUGGAGAAGGAGACGUUGCAUCGAGAUCUACAGCAAAGAGAAGAUAGCAGGCUAGAAAUGCAAGUCAGGAUAACCGAGCUAAAUGAGGACUUGCAAAGCCUUCGCAAAGAGAACAGAACGAAAGAGAAGACCAUUGAAAGUCUGAAGAAGGAAAGCGAGCAGAAGACCUCCAAGAUCAGCGACUUAGAGGACGAGUUACAAGUCCUUGUCGCUGAGAAACAGAUGGCCCAAGAAAAUGUGAAACAGCUCCACAAAUGUAAAGCCGAAUUAGUUGAGAAAAAGGAGGAACUGGAAAAGCUGAAAGAGGAGAACUUGCAGAAAGAUAGAGAGCUCCUCCGACUGGAAAAUGAGUGCACCCUCAAGCAAAUGGAAGUCAUCCGUUUGCAGAAAGCAUCUCAAACUGUUGUAGCAGAAAACCCGACGGCAAAUGGAAAGCUGAAUGAAAUAAGAAGAAGGAAAGUUCAACUUGAAUUUGAAUUGGCUGAAGCGAAGGAGGAAUUAGAGACGAAGAGUUUUGAAAAGAUGGAGGCAAUCUUGGAAACUCGAAAGCCUCCAGGAGGAGACCUUGGCCAAGGACACGAAGAUCAGAGGCUUGGAAACUAA